AUGACCGACAUCGCGACAUCAGAGGUGCUCAUCUCCGAGCUGGCCACCAAAGAGGUCACUCUCGCCCCAAAACAAGUCACCGUCGUGCGCGAGAUCCCCACCACCAUCCAGCCCGGCCAAAACGAAAUCACCAUCCUCGGCCUCGACCCGCACGUCGACCGCGACUCCAUCCGCAUCGAAGGCUCCGGCGCCGCGACCAUCACCGACAUCCAGACCAGCGUCGUCCCACAACGACUAGACUUUAACGACGUCUACCCGCUCGAGACAGAAAAUGACCGGCAAACAAGCGAUGAAGACGAAGAUAUCUCCGAGGACGAGGAGGCGCUCGACGACGCCGAGCUGCAAGCGAUCCGCAAAGAGAUCGAGAAGGUAGAAGAGCGCAAAGGACGCGCCUCAAGCGAUAUCAACGCCGCGCGCGCAAUUCUGAAUAUCAUGGAGGAUUACGCGAAGGGACUACAUAAAGAAGAGAAAACAGAUGUGAAGCAGUUCGAGCAGUUCUUGGAUCUAUAUAGUACCCGGCGCGACGCCCAGGCUGAGCGCAACCAGGCGGCUGUCGCGGAGGUCGAGACCUGCGAGAAGGAGCUGGCGAAGCUGCAAAGGAGAUUCGAGCGGCGCAAGGCGCGAUAUCUGCAGGACCAGCGCGCGGCGUCGCUGGCGGUUCGGCUGCGAAAUGAGAAGCGGGCUAGGGCUCGCGAGCAGAAGAAGAGUGAGCGCGUGCAGGAGCGCCGUGAGAAGAGCUACUUCUGGGCCAGCAGUGUCGGGCGGGUCAUUGUCUCGCUGGAUGGGCAGAAUGCUGUAUUCACGCCGGGGUCGAGUCGGAGAAGCUCGGUGGUUGAGAGGGUUGAGAGGGUUGAGAGGGUUGAGAACGUGCAGGAGGCCUCGUCCAUUGAUGUCGUCCUGCGCCUGAGCUAUAUCGUGCCGAAGGCAAGCUGGUCUUCGCGGUACGAGCUGCGGAUCAAUUCGCCCUCGUCGUCUGCGCGGUUGACAUAUCGUGCCGAAUUCAUCAACUCGUCGACCGAGACCUGGCGCGAUACUCGCGUCACGCUGUCUACAUCGCAGGCUUCGUUCAGCGGCAUCGGGGCGCGCAUCCCUUCCUUGGAUGCAUGGAAUAUCAAGCUGCUGGAAAAUGCUUCCAAUGGCAGCUCGUCCAACGGCCCUUCUUGGGAUCGGAUCCUGGAUGUCCCCCGGUCUGGUCCUGUUGGGAAUUUCGCACUAUUGCAUCAUCAGGAUGCAGCUCGAAAGCCUUCUCACUAUUCAAAAUUGCCGCCUUCUAUUCCGCCAGCACAGUCCGGUAGCCUUUUCUCAGUGCCAAUAAACUCGUCAACGGGGUCCGAACCACAGGCAGGAGGCCUGUUCGGAGGACAAGCAAAGGGGGGAGGCCUGUUCGGAGCACCACCGCAACCACCAACACCACAACAGCCUCAGAAUCUGAAUGGCUUCGGGUCGAAUUCAAAUAAUGUGCCCUCGGCAGCACCACCAGCUCCUCCUCCACCUCCUCCUCCUGCUCCUUCAUCCGGAGUGAAGUCCUUAUUCGGACAGUCGAUGAGUGCACCCAACAACGCCGGAGGCCAGUCGCCACAGAACAACCCAUUCGACACCGCAGCAAGCGCAGCAGUCGAGCUCGAGGCGGACGAUUCAGACACGCAGUCUCUUACAUCCAGUGCCCUCGAACACCAGGACUCCGUCAAGCAAGACUACGGCAUGACAACCUCGUACGAACUCCCCAGCCGGCGCACACUGGCCCCCUCCCUCGUUUCCCGGCGCCACGUCCUCGCAGACCUCGACCUCAAGUCCGUCACACUCACGUACGUGGUUGUCCCCAAGCGCCAGGAGGCUGCAUUCCUACGGGCCAGAAUCAAGAAUACCUCCUCCCUCACGCUGCACCCUGGGCAAGUUGGAAUCACGGUCGACGGGACGUUCGUCGGGACGGCGAGUCUUGAGUUGUGUGGGCCGAACGUCUUUUUCAAUAUCUCGCUCGGCAUUGACCCGGGGAUUCAAGUCAAGUAUGCAAAGCCGGCUGUGAAGCUGAUAACGGGUGCAAUGUUCUUCAAUAAGGAGAAUGGGGCCAAGUUCCGCCGCUCCUGUUGGGUGAAUAAUACAAAGACUACUGCCGUGGAUCUUAUCGUGUUCGAUCAGGUCCCUGUCUCGGACGAUGAGAAGCUCCGGGUGAAUCUUCUGCAGCCGGCUGGUCUUGAGAAAGAGGGUGACGAGGCGGAUAUCGAGAUGGAGAAGAAGAAGGGACAUGGAACUGCAACCCUGCAGAAGAAUGGCCAGAUCAAGUGGACGCUGCGUCUUGAGCCACGGGAGGAGAUCCGUCUCGUGCUGGAAUAUGAGGCCAAGGUGCCAACUGGGAGCGAUGUCAGCGCGGCAUAA
Molecule: messenger RNA, 2373 nt
Organism: Aspergillus puulaauensis
Lineage: Eukaryota; Fungi; Ascomycota; Eurotiomycetes; Eurotiales; Aspergillaceae
Exons: 2
Coding region: 1-2373 (790 amino acids)
Source: RefSeq, a predicted model, not a curated record